Messenger RNA from Ylistrum balloti, 2118 nucleotides. RefSeq lists its product as uncharacterized. The record is from RefSeq and is a predicted model, not a curated record. The transcript is spliced from 2 exons. NCBI's taxonomy places the organism in Eukaryota, Metazoa, Mollusca, Bivalvia, Pectinida, Pectinidae. Bases 1 to 2118 code for a protein of 705 amino acids. Gene Ontology annotation, biological process: regulation of apoptotic process. Gene Ontology annotation, molecular function: protease binding; death domain binding.
AUGGAUACGAUACAAGAAAAUACUCUUCGACGAAACCAGGUCAGGUUUGUUGACGACCUUGAUCCAAAAGAUGUCCUUGAUGCCUUGGUCGAUGACGGAAUUCUAACAGAAAAUGAUUACGAACAUGUGAACACGGGAAAAUCCCGGAAAGAGCGAUGUAGGGUUCUUCUAGCUAUGCUCCCGACGCGAGGCCCAAUGGCAUAUGGGUCAUUCCAGCGGGCGUUAGAGAAGAGCACUUACCCUCAUUUAGUAGAAUUGUUACAUUUAGAUAUGUCAUUUGACGUCGAUAAAUAUGACUUGACUGGGGAUAGUUGUGUAGACAAAGAUACGCUACUACUGAAACAAAUCAGUGCGUGUUCAAAAUGUGAAUCGUUAUUUCCGAGUGAAUUUUCAGAUCCAGAACUUUCAACAUUACUGAAGAGAAACUGUUGUUUACUGUUAAGCAAUGUAGAGCCAUGCGAUAUUUUGGACUGGCAUUACCAGGAAUUUGUGCUAGAUAGGGACGAAUGUGACAGAAUUAGGUCAGAAAAAACGCGAAAGGAAAGAUUUGUUGCAUUUCUUGAAGAAAUAUCAAAAUGCAAAAGUGGUAAUGUUUCGACGGUAUUUAAGAUGUCACUACAGAUGAAAUACGGAUUUAUCAUAGAACAAAUGGACAGUAUUUCAGAAGCAUCACUGAAUGACGUCGAUAGCACGAUGGCAACAACUUACAACAAUUCAGUUUACGAUUCAUCCGUACAUGAGGUUACAAAUAGUGCUAAAAGAAACCGAGAUGAUUGCUUACCUUACUCUAAUGAAGAGACAACAUUGUAUAAAACUGACGGUUCAGGUGAAGAUGUCACUACCAUGUCGUGUUCUACUGAUGUAUCAUUUGAUCUUGAACAUUUAUCAAUAUCACAGGCGGACAGUUCUUCCUUAGCGAAACCUCAAAUAAAACAUUUGUCAAAAUCUAAUCUUCAAAGAAACAAACGACGAACAAUCCAACAACAACAUUCCACCGAUUCCGAGGAGGACGUAUACUGUGAAGAAGUGUAUCAAAAACAACGACGAUCAAGUAAAAGACAAGGAUGGGGUGUUAGGCAAAAUACACAUGGAAGUUCUAGAGCAGCAAAGGAAUACACGUUAUCUAUAAGUCCGGGAUCCUUACAUCCAGCUUCACUUCCUAACAAACAUCUAGAAGUAGCUUUUAAUCUGCUCAGCACUAUGAUCAACCAAGGACAGUAUGACAAGUUUGAGCAAUUUUCCAUUGGAAUAAAACAUAAAUACCAUCAUAAUGCAGACAUGAUGUGUAUAUUGGGAUAUUUACAUGCAAGCAAAGACUUGUUCAAUACAAAAUUCGACUCGGCCAAGAGGCAUAUCACGUCUGCAAUGGAUCUAGUUCCGAAAACAAGUAAUCCGAAAUAUUUCACUCUUGAAUUAUUCACGGCACUAACACGCAUGUACAUUACACAGAAAAAAAUCCAGAAACUUCAGAGAACACUCGAUGAUGCUAAAAUGAUCAUUGAAGCAGAUCCGGUGGGGUGUACUGGGCGCGCGGCAGGUUGGUUGUACAUGAACGACGCUAGAAACAAGACAGCUGUGAUAGGCAUGCUCAAUGUGCAUAGUUCUAACUUUAUUAAUUCAUAUAGAAACCUUCAUGCACAGGCAAAACGAAGUUUUCAGUUGUCUCUAGUCAAUUUCGAAAGAGACGGUGGAAAAGAUGGACCUUUUGGCUUUGGAUACGCUCUGUGUAGACUGACGAUUUUACUUCUUCAGUGUGGGGAUAGCGGUUUGACGAUGGAUGUUCUCCAUCCAGAUUCUGACGAUAUAGAACUGGCAGGAGGUUACCUCCGUAAAUUAGAGGACUCUAACAUUCCCAUACCAAAAAUUCUAGAGGUGCAUUAUCUGCUAGCCAAAUGUGAUUACCAGUACCGCCGAGGUAAUACUGUACGGGCUCUGGAGUAUGCUGAGGCGUCUCACCGGCUCGCUACAGAAAUAAACAUGCUGGAGUUUACCGAACAUGCCCACAACAGAGUUGUCUUCCUGAAAAUGAAGACGCCUAUAGUUUUCGAAACGUUGGAUGAGGAGGAAGCGUCGCGAAUUUUGUUUGAUGAGACGACGAACAGCAGUCAUGGAGAGUAG